AUGGCGGCGGCGGAGCCCGCGAGCUCCGGCCAGCAGGCGCCGCAGGGGCAGGGGCAGGACCAGCGGCCGCCACCGCAGCCUCCCCGGGCGCAGAGCCCGCAGCAGCCGCCGCCGCAGCAGCUCGGGAACUCCGGGAGCGGCAGCAGUAGGCACGAGAAGAGCCUCGGACUGCUCACCACCAAGUUUGUGUCGCUGCUGCAGGAAGCCAAGGACGGCGUCCUGGAUCUCAAAGCGGCUGCAGAUACGUUGGCUGUGAGACAAAAAAGAAGAAUUUAUGAUAUCACCAACGUCUUAGAAGGAAUUGACUUGAUUGAAAAGAAGUCAAAGAACAGUAUCCAGUGGAAAGGUGUCGGUGCUGGCUGUAAUACUAAAGAAGUCAUAGAUAGAUUAAGAUAUCUUAAAGCUGAAAUUGAAGAUCUAGAACUGAAAGAAAGAGAACUUGAUCAGCAGAAGUUGUGGCUACAGCAGAGCAUCAAAAAUGUGAUGGACGACUCUGUUAAUAAUAGAUUUUCGUAUGUAACUCAUGAAGACGUCUGUAAUUGUUUUAAUGGUGAUACACUUUUGGCCAUUCGAGCACCUUCUGGUACACAGUUGGAGGUACCUAUUCCAGAAAUGAAUCUGAAUGGACAAAAGAAAUACCAGAUCAAUCUAAAGAGCUGUUCAGGACCUAUCCACGUGCUGCUUAUAAAUAAAGAGUCGAGUUCAUCUAAGCCUGUGGUCUUUCCUGUUCCCCCACCCGAUGACCUCACACAGUCUUCCUCUCAGUCCUCAACUCCCGUGACUCCACAGAAAUCCAACACAGAACCUCAGAAUCUGCCUGAGCAGCAUGUCUCUGAAAGAGGCCAGAAUUUCCAGCAGACACCAGCUACAGAUAUAUCUUCCGCAGGGUCCAUUAGUGGUGAUAUCAUUGAUGAGUUAAUGUCUUCUGAUGUGUUUCCUCUUUUAAGGCUUUCUCCUACCCCGGCAGAUGACUACAACUUUAACUUAGAUGACAAUGAAGGAGUUUGUGAUCUGUUUGAUGUUCAGAUACUAAAUUAUUAGACUCCAAGGAAGCCUGGGACUGUUAUCUACCUCUAACUGUGUAACAUUUUAGACUUCUUAAUAACCUAAGUAUUUAAAAUAAUGAAUGUAACACCUUGUUAGUUCACUGAUUCUGAAGUGUUCUUCCCUAAUACUUUUUUACUUCACAAAACUUUAACCAUAAAAAUGGAGUCUUGCUCCUGCUCAGGCUGGUCUCGAACC
Molecule: messenger RNA, 1242 nt
Organism: Otolemur garnettii (small-eared galago)
Lineage: Eukaryota; Metazoa; Chordata; Mammalia; Primates; Galagidae
Gene: E2F5
Product: E2F transcription factor 5
Exons: 8
Coding region: 1-1041 (346 amino acids)
Biological process (GO): regulation of transcription by RNA polymerase II
Cellular component (GO): RNA polymerase II transcription regulator complex
Molecular function (GO): DNA-binding transcription factor activity, RNA polymerase II-specific; protein dimerization activity; RNA polymerase II cis-regulatory region sequence-specific DNA binding
Source: RefSeq, a predicted model, not a curated record